GCGGCGGGGAGAGCACGGCCAAGGCUGCCCAGCGGUGCCUCCUCCACACCCCCCGCCGCAGCAGCACCGGCGACAGAUUUUUAAAAAAAUGGAUUUGGCCAACCAUGGACUUAUUCUCCUGCAACAGUUAAACGCUCAGCGAGAGUUUGGUUUCCUGUGUGACUGCACGGUUGCCAUCGGCGAUGUGUACUUCAAGGCACACAAAUCAGUUCUUGCUUCAUUCUCCAAUUACUUUAAGAUGUUGUUUGUCCAUCAGACCAGUGAGUGUGUCCGUUUGAAACCAACUGACAUACAGCCAGAUAUUUUCAGCUAUCUCUUGCAUUUGAUGUACACUGGCAAGAUGGCACCUCAACUGAUUGAUCCUGUUCGAUUAGAGCAGGGGAUCAAGUUUCUGCACGCCUACCCACUGAUCCAGGAAGCCAGCCUGGCCAGCCAAGGAGCCUUUUCUCAUCCCGACCAAGUCUUCCCCCUGGCCUCUUCCCUGUAUGGCAUUCAGAUUGCAGAUCACCAGUUGAGACAAGCCACCAAGCUUGCCUCCGCCCCCGAGAAGCUCGGGCGGGAACCCCGGCCACAGCCGCCCAGGAUGAGCCAGGAGCAGGUGCCUGAGGCCUCCCAGCUCUCGCAGCUGACUUCAAACCUGGCCCAGGUGACUCGGACGCACCUGACUCCCUCGGACCCCCUGCAGACCUCACUGUCUCCAGAACUCGUGUCCACUCCUGUGCCCCCCCCUCCCCCCGGCGAGGAGACCAAUCUGGAAGCCUCUUCCUCGGACGAGCAGCCGGCACCCCUCACCAUAGCCCACGUCAAGCCGAGCAUCAUGAAGAGGAACGGGAGCUUCCCGAAGUACUACGCCUGCCACCUGUGCGGCCGGCGCUUCACGCUGCGGAGCAGUUUGCGGGAACACCUCCAGAUCCACACGGGGGUCCCGUUCACGGCCGGCCAGCCGGGAGAAAGCCGGGCGCCCCUGUCUCUUUGUAGCAACGCGGCCGACCUGGGGAAGGACGCCAUGGAGGUGCCCGAGGCCGGGAUGGUCAGUGACAGUGAGCUGCCGCACAUCUCCGACUCCCCCAUCAUCGACGGGCAGCAGCACUCGGAAACGCCGCCGCCCUCCGACAUCGCGGACAUCGACAACCUGGAGCAGGCCGACCAAGAGCGCGAGGUCAAGCGGCGCAAGUACGAGUGCACCAUCUGCGGCCGCAAGUUCAUCCAGAAGAGCCACUGGCGGGAACACAUGUACAUACACACCGGCAAGCCCUUCAAAUGCAGCACGUGUGACAAGAGCUUUUGCAGGGCCAACCAGGCUGCCCGGCACGUGUGCCUCAAUCAGAGCAUCGACACCUACACCAUGGUGGACAAACAGACUCUGGAGCUCUGCACGUUUGAGGAAGGCAGUCAGAUGGACAACAUGUUGGUCCAGACCAACAAACCCUACAAAUGCAACUUGUGUGACAAAACGUUCUCGACUCCCAAUGAGGUGGUUAAACAUUCGUGCCAAAACCAGAACUCGGACGUUUUUGCCCUGGACGAGGGGCGGUCCAUUCUCCUGGGCAGCGGGGACUCCGAAGUCACGGAACCUGACCACCCGGUGUUAGCUUCCAUCAAAAAGGAACAGGAAACAGUGUUGUUAGACUGAAUGUGACUUUCCUUUUUAAAAACUGUCAUUUUUACAGAGACUGUCUCCUCUCUCUCUCUCCGCCCUCCCCCCCACCCCCCAGUUCAGAACUGUAGUUCUCCAUGGCAUGAUACAAACAGGUCCCCGGCCCCUCUGUCCUCCCCGCCCCCUCCCUGUCCCCAGCCCUUCCUCCACAAAGGCUUUGUGCAUUAUAAACCUGGAACAUAUUUACUUCGAGUCAGGGGACAUUGGAAAGAUAAUGGUCAGUAGUACUUAUAAACUCAAAUAGAUUUUGAGACGUUUUAGAUUAUUUAAAAGCCUACUUGGAACUAAUGAAGGGUAUAUAACAAAACAAAACAAAACCACUAGAAUGCGAUUUGGUAAGCUAAAAUUAUGACUUUCCCUGGGUAAUAAGUCUUCCUUCUCAGAAAAUGGCAGAAAAUACAGCAUGCUUCUUAGAGAUACCACUGGGCUCUGUACUAUGCAAAAUCUAGAAGGUGUGGGGAAACUUGAAACCCAAGCAAAUGUUCUUAGUAUUUAUCCUCCAGGUCUUAUUUCAGAAUGCAUCCUUUGAGAUUAUGUCCAGUCAAGAAAAAUCAUUCGUUAAGAAAUCUACUUGAACAAAACACAAAAGAGAAAAAGUAAUAAUGUGAUGGCAAUCUUAAUUUUUGGAUAAAACAUGACAAAGCUGUGAGUUUGUGUGUUUGUAAGAGAAAAUGUGUGGAUAUUUGCGAUUAACAGGUGUAUUAACGCACAUGCCUUAUCAAAUUGCUGGCUUCUUUCAAAGUUGAACAAGAACAAAAUUCUCUGUUUUAGUUUCUGAUAAAUCUGUUGGUUGUUUUCAAAAUCAGAUUUGAAAGUACUAUUCUAUAGAUUGUCUUUCUGAAUAGAAAACGACAUGCCAU
Messenger RNA from Neomonachus schauinslandi (Hawaiian monk seal), 2517 nucleotides. RefSeq names its product zinc finger and BTB domain containing 2 (gene ZBTB2). Bases 89 to 1633 code for a protein of 514 amino acids. The transcript is spliced from 3 exons. Gene Ontology annotation, biological process: regulation of transcription by RNA polymerase II. The record is from RefSeq and is a predicted model, not a curated record. Lineage: Eukaryota; Metazoa; Chordata; Mammalia; Carnivora; Phocidae. Gene Ontology annotation, molecular function: protein binding; RNA polymerase II cis-regulatory region sequence-specific DNA binding; DNA-binding transcription factor activity, RNA polymerase II-specific. Gene Ontology annotation, cellular component: nucleus.